GUCUACCUGCACAUCAAAAAAUUCAAACCAAUUCAAAUCUGAAAAAAAGCCUGGUAAAUUUCUAUUUGAUUCUGAAAUUUUGGGAACAAUGGGAACCAGGCUUAGAGGAUCAGGAAAUGUUAGAUGAAGUGAUACAUUUCUGUGAAAAUGGGUCCUUAAUAUCAUUAUGAGAAGCCUUCUUGACAAUCAACUAGAUCCUUCAUCUUUUUCUGCAUCUGCUGUAAUUGUCACUGCAUAUGGUUACUCUCAAUUCAGUCGUGUGCAUAUUCCUUCUUAUAAUGAGUAUGGUUUAUUUAAAAAAAAGUUUGUGUAGAAUUCCAAGUUUAUGCGGCAGAAUAGGCUCAUGUGGCUAUUGGCUGGAUGGGAAGCAUGCCCAAGGCCUACAAGCUGCAGCAGGUUUACAUGCACCAAUAGCUUCUGCAGCCAUCUGACUCUCCCCUCUGUGGCUGAGUGGAAAGCAGGCCAAAAGUCUCUAGGAACCUAGUGUGUGAGCAAGCACAAGGUCUGCAGCUUAACAAACAUCAUGACUUGCAGCAUUGAAGUCAUGGUAAUGACUCCAUUAUUGUCAUAACUUGAGGACCGCCUGUAUUGUAACAUCGAAGGACCACUUGUACUGUAACACUCCUUAAGAAGGAGAUACCCAGUGUUUCUGAAGAACCUGUUUGGGUUGUUUUGAUUUCAGUUUGCUGCUAACUAUUGUAUCUUGCUAUAGCCUUUUUGGAAGAGUAGCUCUUUGUCUCUUGUUCUCCCUCUUAAAGACUAAAAUAACAGAUGAAGUACUAACACAUGUCCUCUUUUGGUUGUCUCUGCAAUAACUGUACACUAUUUUUUUCCUAGACUUAAAAGACAUCUCUAAACCUGCUUCCACCAUCAGUGAUCUCUCUGCAAGUGACUCUCAGCAUCAAAAUGUACCUGCUUCAAUUGCUCUAGUUCCUCCUGAAAUAAAUAAGUUGUCUCACACAAAGCAGCCUGGUCCAGCUACCAUGACAUCAAACUUCCCUUCAUUCCAGGAGCCCCACAAUGCUUUAUCAGUCAAAGUCAAGAGUUCCUCUCGUUUUCCUUCUAUUGUUUUGUCACAGCAGCCAUACCAGCUCAGUGCAAACUCACACACUGAAGACCUUCCCAGCCAUUCAAAUGUGAUGACAUUCCAAACCUCAGCUGUUCAGGAUAAAUUGAAGCAACAAGUGGCCCAGAUUCUAGCCAUGUAUCCAGAGGGCAUGUCUCUGUUCCAGUUCCGUAUUGCCUAUAGUGCUACUUUUAAACAACAUUUCCCAGUGGGCAAUGCUGCUUCUACCAAGCAACGUCUUCUCGAGAUGCCGGACACUGUUUAUAUGAGGGGUCAUGGAGUUCAGGCAUUACUGUUGCCCGUGUCCCCUGAUGUAUCACCUGCAAAGCCAGGUCAACCUGCCUCUUCCAAAGUGGAGAAUGUUGCAGUGGUCCCUAGCCAUGCAUUGGUCCAUCCUGUAACUCUGACUAAACCUGCUGUAAAAAUCUUUGAAUCUUGCCUGGAGCCUGCUGUUCCCAAGGUUGCCAUUAUGCCUGUACCUAAACCCCAUAAUUCCUUCUUGCAAUAUUAUGAAUCCAUAAGAGCACCAGAAAAUAAUGGGAAUAAACCAUUCACUGAAUUUCAUCCCCAAAGCGUCCCAGGUUUUAUUAAAAUCGUGCAAACAAACACAUCUCCUUUGAAUGGUCCCAGUCCCAAGCUAAGAGAGAUCUCCUUCAUCCCACAUUUCUGUGCAGCUUUACCUACAUGUUCUCAAGGCACAGUAUGUGGUGAUAAUUUGCCGCCAGGUAUUCUUAAAUCCAGAUUUGCAUCUCCCACUAACUCAAAGAUUUCUGACACUCUCCCAUCAGUUGACUUGACACCAGUUCCCCCAGUUUCUGUAAAACCUGAAAUUUACUCUCCAAGGAGUACAUCACAGAGCUCUGUUGGUAUUCGGCCUAGCCUUCUUGUGCAACCACCAUUUCCCAUCUUGAGUACCGAACAAAGGAAUAGUAAUCAUGCUAUUGCAGAAUUUGAUUCCUUUUCUGAAGUGCAGAAACAGUCCAGAACUUUGCAGCACUUCUCAAGUCCUGACUCUUCUGCAAAGAGAAAUUCUGUUUCUCCAUUGUUUAGAAAUUCUGCAAGCUUCUUUCCACCCAGAUCCCAACCAGACCACCAAUUACAACAGCCUACCCAUGCAAGACUAGAUGGUCUACAACCCAGUUCUGUUUCUUUAGCAGAUAAAGGCCUCCUAAAAACCUCUUUGGACAGAGUAUCUCCUGUAGCCAUGUAUCAGAGAGAACCCACUUACGUGAAUCCUCUUGAAACCAGCUCAACUUCAGAAUCAUUCAGUACCUGUUCAGUCAGUGGACCUCUUCGGCCUUUGCACACUUCAUCUGUGAUUGCCAAUAAUUCCAUGGCUUUGUCAUCUGUGUCCUCCUCAGGGACAGAAGCAGUAAGUCCAGCUUCUUCUCCAAUAGACUCUAUUGCCAGUGCUUCUGCUAAUAUCACCAGUAAUUCCAGUCCUUUGUUUCCUGAGACUCCUACUUCCACUCAGCAGAGACAGUAUGCCAGCGCAGCUGCUACUGUUAUCUCAAACAAAAAAACAACAAGCCCUACUUCUUUGUCAUCAGAAUCCACCACCAGUUCACACUACCAGUUUGCAUAUGCUUCCAGCAGGAUGACCACUAGUUCCAGUGCCCUAUCUUCUGAGACUUAUGCUUUCACACAUCAGAGACAGAAUGCACAGGCAGGUGGGACUAUAAUUGCCUCAAGUACAAAAACAGUGAGUUCCAUUUCUUCUCUAGAUUCUUCCACCAGCUUAUCUUGCCACCAUAUCUAUGCUUCUGCCAAGCCCUCCAGUAGGUCUAGUGUGUUGUCACCUGAAGCUUGUGCUUUUUCAUAUCAGAAACAACAAAGUGCAACUGGUGCUGCAGGCUCUUCAGGGACAAGAUCAAGAAGCAAAACACCUUCCCCUUCAAAGUCCACUGCAUAUCAUACUCCAAAUGUUGCUUCCAGAACUACUUUAAAUCAUGAUCCUUCGAGUCAGGAUAAUGUCACAUCCUCAUUUUCUAAACAGGGGAACCAUUAUAUGUCUUUGCAAGAAAAGCAGAUGCCUGAGCCCACUUUUACUUCUGCUGUCUCCCGAAUCUAUGAUGCAUGUCUCAUCCUAUAAAGCUAGCCUUAAAAUGGUCCAUAUGAAGACAUUUGCCUAUGGAUACUUUUUUUUCAGGGAGAGAUGCCUCUUGAAAGUGCUGCCUAAGUGCAUUCAGAGACCAUCCUUGUCUAAGCCAACAAGUGACUAACUAUCAAAUUCAGAGAAUUCUCUCUUUAGAAUAUUGAAAAUGAAUUGAUGCAGCCAUAAAAAGAACUGUCAUUAAGAUUGCACACAGUGAGAUAGCUACCUCAAAUGGCACAUAACGGAGUUAGAGUACAGUAGAGGAAAGAAUGAUGGGUGCUCUUAUAGCUAUUACAGUGCCCUCUAGCUGAUUAUCUGGCUUUUUAUGUGAUGGAAAACUCCAUCAACAGCAUUGAACCAAUGUCAGCUGAUUUAACUCAUUUUCUGAAUGAGCAGAAGCUGUGAUUUCUCCCCCCCCCUUAGGUGGGUGUACACCAGGGUUCUUCACGGCAAACUUAGCCCUUUUAUGACUGGUGGACUUCAACUCCCAGAAUUCCUCAGCCAGAUACACUGGCUGAGGAAUUCUGGGAGUUGAAGUCCACAAGUCAUAAAAGGGCCAGGUUUGAAGAUCCCUGGUGUACGCCCUGGGUUGUCUUGCCCAGAAAUAUCACUGUGAGAUCUUUCUUUUAGUUCUACUAACUAGAGCUCUUUUUUUUGGUGGUGGAGGGCGAGGCAGGGUAAAAUUGUAAUUGUCCAGGGUGGUCAGAUUCUAUGCUGGAAGCAGCUUGGUUUGCUAUUGUGCAAGCUGUAAUUGUGUAUAAUUACUUUAUAUUGUUCUUUUCUGAAAUCAUGGGCACAAACUGAUUCCUGAACCUUUGGCCUUCUCUCUCAAUCUUCUGAAAUGUUUGUAUGCAACACAUUUGAAACAAUUCUGAAGCAAUUUGUUUCAAUAAUUUGCAAGAUGUUGAAUGUAUUGCUCUCUGAAUCCUGUAAUACCUGGGAGCAGAAUGGUUGAAGAUUGUUCUUUCUGUAUUUUUCUAUGGGAAUUCUGCUGAAUCAUCUUCACAUGAGUUGUGAUUUGGCAAAAAUAGAAACCUGGAUUGUUCUGAUUCUGAGUUGUGACCAAAACAAAUAUGAAGACAUGCUGGAAUGAUUUUAAGAACGAAUGCAGCUAGGUUGGAAUGUGUUGCUUUUUGCCCUCCUGCUUCUCCACACAGGGUGGGUAUUUGCCUGCUCACUUCCUAUUUUCCCAGCACUCUUCCCUUUUACUCCUUCAGCUGUGACUGAUGUCCCAGUGCUGCAUAUGCCACUGGCUGACCUGUCCUUCAAUCUUCCCAGCACCUUCUCCUUAGCUACCUCCUACCCUUUUCCUCAUAGUCUUCUCUUUCCUUCUUUUCUCGAUAAACCUUUUUUCUAAACCUGCUUCUGGCUUAUUACCAACCAUUUCUAUUUGCAACUACCUUCCCCUCCCCAUGUCUAUAGAGAAAGAAGUUAACCUCUUAAAGGUAGUUAUAUUGAAGGAUAAAAAUUUAGGAGAAUAUAUUCAAGCAACAAUAAUUUAAGGGAUGUGCAAAUUGUUUUGCAGACAAAUAUUCCAUCUCCAACUUAAUUGCUGUUUAGAAAAUUAAUACUUUAUGUAAUACUUUUGUUCAUUGUAUGUGGAUCUUUUGACUUAUAUUUUUGUGUCAAAUAAAAUAAAAUGUUUAGCAGA
Molecule: messenger RNA, 4812 nt
Organism: Crotalus tigris (Tiger rattlesnake)
Lineage: Eukaryota; Metazoa; Chordata; Lepidosauria; Squamata; Viperidae
Product: cell wall protein RBR3-like
Exons: 2
Coding region: 984-3158 (724 amino acids)
Source: RefSeq, a predicted model, not a curated record